AUGUUUUCCGGCACUUCCAUCGCCGCGACGGCCUACGCUCUCUUCGUCGCCGUGAGUGCAUCGCCGGAUGCCUUUCCCUUCAACAACCAGCCAGCCCACCAGCUGGUCAACCGCGCCGAUGUGAUCAUCACCACCGGUGCCACAGGUGGUGUCCACCCUCGUCUCGAAAUCAGCAACUUGGCCACCCGCGACGACCAGUGGGCGCUCUACAUCAAGACCAUGUCCAAGUGGCAACAGGCCGGCCAGGACGAAUCAUCCGGCUACUAUGGUGUCGCCUCCAUUCACGGAGUGCCGCAGGRGGACUGGAAUGGCGCAAAGCAGUGCGAUAGCUGCGGUAGCGCCACUGGUUACGGCACUCACGACAUGGUCAUCUUCCCCACAUGGCACCGUCUCUACCUCUCCCAUUUCGAGCAAAAGUUCCUCGAAGCGGCCCUGGAGGUCGCCGAGAGCUACCCGGCAUCGUCGCGCGCUCGCAUGGUUGAGGCGCAGAAGACGCUCCGAUUUCCCUACUGGGAUUGGGCAGCUAGGCCAGAGGACAACUCGAGCUGUCUCCCAGAGACCAUUUCUUCGCCCCAGAUCACCAUCAACGGACCUGACGGCGCUGAGACUCUUGACAACCCUCUGUACAAGUUCGAGUUCACCGAAUCGGAGGCCAAGGCCAACUACUACAGCGUUUUCACCGAGUGGACCCAGACUUACCGUUACCCCACCAGCAACUCUCCGAGCACCAACAGCGAGGACGCAGCUGCCGUGUCCGCUUUGGACAGCAUGCAGACAUCCCUCAAGGACCAGGUCUACCAGAUGUUGACUGCUUGCGACGACUUCCUUCACUUCUCCAACGACCAAGCUGGUGCCACCUCCAAGUGUGCCAACUCGCUCGAGCAAAUUCACAACACUGUUCACACGCUUGCCGGCGGUGCUGGCAGCGACGGUACCUCUGGUGGUCACUUGACUUACCUGCCCCUCUCGACUUACGACCCAAUCUUCUGGUUGCACCACUGCAACGUUGAUCGUCUUUUCGCCCUCUGGCAGACAAUCAACCCAAACAGCUUCGUUCCAUCCUCGACUGCUCCUCACGCCACCUGGGUUAUUCCAUCUGGCGCUACGCUCAACGGUGACUACCCGCUCGAGCCAUUCAACAAGGACGCCAGCUCGUACUGGACCUCCAACGAGAUUCGCGACUGGACUGUGCUCGGCUACACUUACCCCGAGUUCACCACCAGCGAUGGCAAGAAGAGCGACAUUGCGACUUACAUCAACGGUCUUUACGGAAACAAGCCAACCCUUUCCGCCAGCGCCAUCUCUGCUCAGAUUCCCGAUGCCAAGACCCAGUCCAACUCAUCGAGCCCUCCCAAGUCUCCAGCCGACACGAGAGCAACCGCCCCAAGUGGCAACGCCCCAAGUGGCAACAGCCCGAGCGGAAACGGUGGUCUUCUUGGUGGUCUUCUCGGAGGCUCGAAUGGAGGUCUUCUCGGAGGCUCAAAGUUCAACUUGUCCCUGCCCACGACUUCCUCACCAUCCAACACCCCAAGCAUCGUAGGUGGUCUCUCAUCGCUGAUUGACACUGUCAUGGGUGGAGUGGAGGACUUGCUGGACUCGUUCAUCGAUGCCGCGACCGGAAACGCUUACGAAUACGCCGCCAACAUCCAAACUCCUCGCUACGCGCUCAACGGUUCUUACUACGUCUACGUGUUCAACGGUUCCCCAGAGAACGCUUCUCCCGCCAACUGGCUUCAGGACAAGAACCUCAUCGGUAUGAUGGGUGUUCUCGCCUCUCCAGAUGCCAUGCCCAACCACGAUUUGCUCGUUACUGGCCAGAUCCCCCUCACCCGCUCUCUUCGUGGAAUGGUCACCGUUGGUAGCCUCCUUGGCAUGGACGAGGAUAACAUUCUCCCAUCWCUGACACAGAACCUCGAGUGGCGCAUCUCCAAGAACGGCCAGGAGGUUGAUGUCGACUCUGUCCAGGGCUUCCAAGUCUCCGUCUACUCCAGUCAAGCAUCCGUGCCAAAGUCAGUUGGCGAGCUCCCAUCGUGGUCGAAGUUCACUCCUCAGGUCGAGGUUACCAAGGGCAAGACUGGUGGUGCCGCGAAGGCUAUCUUCGGUACUGCCGAUGAUCAAUCUGAUGCCUCGUCCAACGUACCUUCGUACGGCUCCGGAUCUUCCUCUGAGUCCUCUCCAGUUGCUCCAAAGAACGAGACCGCAGCUCAUGGAUCCGCCUCGUCGGCCCCAUCGUACAGCUCUACAUUCUCUGCCGUUGGCCACGAGGUCUCUCCUUCUGCGUCGUCUCCUGCUAGCCACGAGGCCUCAUCUGCGUCGACUCCUGCUGGCUACCAAGCAUCUCCGUCUGCGUCGUCUCCUGCUGGCUACCAAGCAUCUCCGUCUGCCUCUGUCACUGGUGCCUACUCGUAUGGAUCAUACGCGCCAAGCUCUAUGCCAUACGCGACCCUCGACACCCCAACUUCGUGGGCUACCGCGCCCGCCGGCGUCAAGCCAUCGGCGUACCAGCCAUGGAACACCGUAGCUCAGCCAGCUGAGACUUGUGCCGUUGUCACCACUACUGUCAAGCACGUCGAGACCAUCUACGUCACGGAGUCCGCUCCAUCAGCCAUCGCUCCUGCAUACAGCGCGCCUUCAAGCCCGGCCGCACCUGUGUACAGCGCUCCCUCARGCCCAGCCGCACCCGUGUACCAGGCUCCAUCGUCCAGCAUUGUGACAGUCGUUCCACAGCCUUCCAGCCCGGUCGAGAACUCGCCAGUGUCUCCAUCUGCCCCAGCAGAGUACCCUAGCGCUGGCGAGUCCAAGACCGUCCCAGUCGCUCCAUACCCCGUGCCCAGCGCUUCCAAGCCAGCAUACUACCCCACAGGUAGCGGCUCUCCAGUUGCYCCAGUUUACCCAAGUGGAACUGGCAAUGUCUACCCCUCAACGCCUGUUCAAUACACGGGCGCGGCCAACGUAAUGAACGCCGCUGGCCUCUUUGCAGGAAUCGGCGCAAUCGCCGCUUUCUUCAUGUAA
Messenger RNA from Ramularia collo-cygni, 3012 nucleotides. RefSeq lists its product as uncharacterized. The transcript is spliced from 2 exons. Lineage: Eukaryota; Fungi; Ascomycota; Dothideomycetes; Mycosphaerellales; Mycosphaerellaceae. The record is from RefSeq and is a predicted model, not a curated record. Gene Ontology annotation, molecular function: oxidoreductase activity. Bases 1 to 3012 code for a protein of 1003 amino acids.